AUGCACGCCAGCUCCUUCAUCGCUCUCGCCCUGGGCGCCACCGCCGUUUCUGCGGCCGCUUUCCCCAACGUCGAAGCCAGACAGCAGUCGUGCGAGCCGUACUGCAACUUCCCCAACCUCCCCAAGAUCCUCGACUGCCCGAGAAAUGGCGGCCAACGCCUCACUAAAGACGUCGUUGCCAAAGCGCUUCUUGCCGCUGAUAGGAGUGAACCACCGCGCGAGACCAGUGCCAACAACCUUGCUACGUCGCAUUGCAACGGAUCGCGAUUUUCCGGCAUUCCUCUCUGGACUAUAACUGGCGGUGCUUACUAUGCUAUGGCACGUAACGGCACCUUUUGGCUUUGCGGCACGAUUUCGACGGCAGUUGGGUCACCUGUGCGCACUAGCUGCACUUUCAAGAACUAA
Messenger RNA from Bipolaris zeicola 26-R-13, 405 nucleotides. RefSeq lists its product as uncharacterized. The record is from RefSeq and is a predicted model, not a curated record. The coding region runs from base 1 to 405 and encodes 134 amino acids. NCBI's taxonomy places the organism in Eukaryota, Fungi, Ascomycota, Dothideomycetes, Pleosporales, Pleosporaceae. The transcript has 2 exons.